ACCUAAUUAAUCAAACAACCAAAUAAUAGUAAAUAUAAAAUAAAUUAUAAAAGUGUUCCAAAUCUAACCAAUAAACCUCAUGAUUGACCCAACGAUUGAAGCCUUGAAGCCACCUCCACCCCCUUUUUCUCCUUCUAUGUUAAGCAACUUUAAUUUUAUGCAUUUUUAUUUCACACUAUAUAUAAUUUUUAUGGUAUGUUACUUUUACUAACAUAAAAUUUUAAUACCAUGGAUUACAAGAAUAGUAAUGUUAACAAUGAUGAUUAUUAUGGUUCUGAUGACAUUAUAUCAAACAAUAUCAAAAACUACUGUUUGUUUAGUAGUACCUCCACCUCCCCUCCUUCCACCCCCUCGGCCACGGCUGCUGACGGAUCGACAGCAGCCGGGGCCAGCCUAUACCGAGCACGCCUCAUCCUCGAAAACCACCUCUAUGAUGAGCUCCUAAGUAGGUACCGGCUAGCGAUCACCCGUCUCAAGGAGCUCAGUAGGGAAGCCACUACCCUACAAGAGGAGAAUGAGUGGCUCAAGUUGACUAAUGAUGAUCUCACCCGCCGCCUCAACCGUGCCUUGUCGAUCUCGGGACAACCGUGUGUGGAUCCUGCUUCGGGUGGUUGGAGUAAUAAUAACAAUACUAGUAGUGGUGAUGAUAAUCAUCAAAAUAACAAUGUGUUUGGUGGUAGUACUAAUAGUCCUACUAGUACUGUGAUUGAUGAUUUGGAUGAAGAGGAUGAGAGGUUUACAUUGCCAAAGAGUAUAUCAGUUAGAUCACCGGGUUAUUUCAAGCUUGCGAAUUCGAAUUCGCCUUCUCCGGUGAAUCAGUCUCAAUAUCCAUCUCAACAUGCCAAUGGAACAAUAUUGAGGGUGAAAAAAGAAGAGAAAGCAGUAGAGAUGGAUGUGUUCAACCAAGGCAUGUACAAAACCGAGUUAUGCAACAAAUGGCAAGAAACAGGUACUUGCCCUUAUGGACCUCAAUGCCAAUUUGCCCAUGGGGUGGCAGAGCUCCGCCUUGUGAUUCGGCACCCGCGAUACAAGACUCAGGUCUGCCGUAUGGUCCUCUCCGGCGUCUCCUGCCCCUACGGUCACCGCUGCCAUUUCCGUCAUUCACUUUCCUAAACUCAUCACUUAUUAUUAUGUAUAUUUGUGUUAUAUGUUUAUACUCCGUAAUAAGUUCUGAAAUCAUCAAAUAAUCUUGUCUUUAUUUUUGAAGUUGAGUUAUUAGAAGAACGAAAAUUAAGUGUUAAAAUGUAGUCAUGGUUAAUGUUAUACUUGUUGCUUGU
Messenger RNA from Chenopodium quinoa (quinoa), 1277 nucleotides. Its product is annotated as zinc finger CCCH domain-containing protein 14-like. NCBI's taxonomy places the organism in Eukaryota, Viridiplantae, Streptophyta, Magnoliopsida, Caryophyllales, Amaranthaceae. The coding region runs from base 229 to 1113 and encodes 294 amino acids. The transcript is spliced from 2 exons. Gene Ontology annotation, molecular function: mRNA binding; metal ion binding. The record is from RefSeq and is a predicted model, not a curated record.